Podarcis muralis (Common wall lizard) is the source of this 3557-nucleotide messenger RNA. NCBI's taxonomy places the organism in Eukaryota, Metazoa, Chordata, Lepidosauria, Squamata, Lacertidae. The record is from RefSeq and is a predicted model, not a curated record.
CGGGGAGGGACAGAAGCGCGCGCGCGAGAGAGAGCGCGUGUCCCCUCCACCCACGUUUGAAAAGCUGCGAGGGAGGCGGUUGUGCUGCGCGCAGGAGAUACUGCUGCAAGGGGAUCUUGGAGGAGGUGGGCGGGAGAUGCAUGGGACCAUCCCCAAAAAAUUCAGCUCAAAGAAAGUUGGGGAACCUGCAGCUUCUGAGCUCCUCAGGAAGGGUGGAAGAGGCUGAUCCUACAAACCUAGCAAGGAUGGAAGGGGGAAGAUGGACAGUUGACCUGGUCAGGUUGUCUCCUGCAUUCCUCCCAACGACCUCCAAGCUUUCCCUCCCAGGACCCUCAGAGAGAUCUGGAAAAUGCCUUCUGAGCUCCUCAGCAAGGAUGAAAGAGGCUGAUCCCGCAAUCCUAGCGAGGAUGGAAGGGGGAAGAUGGACAGUUGACCUGGUCAGGCUGUCUCCCACAACCUCUGACCGUUCCCCUCCAGGACCCUCAGAGAGAUCUGCAGGUGAUGACCAGGGCAAUAAUGGUUCUCGGGGCUCAUCAGAAAGAAAUAAGCAUGAAGCGAAGAGAACAAAUGAUAGCCCUUCGUGUGGCAAAACGUUCAAAGGUAAAUCGAGCCUCAGCCCACACUGCAGAAUCCACUCCGAGGAGACACUGUGUAAAUGCUUGGUGUGUGGAAAGAGCUUCAAUGACCGCUCAGGCCUAAAAUCACAUCAAAGAAUUCACGCAGGACAAGAAUCAUACCAAUGCCUAGAAUGUGGAAAGAGUUUCAAGCGCCACUCAAACCUUACAACACAUCAGGUAGUCCACAGCAGGGAGAAACCACAUAGGUGCUCUGAGUGUGGAAAGAGCUUCAGUCGCAGGAGAAACCUUACAGAACAUCAAAAACUUCACACAGGGGAGAAACCGUAUACCUGUUUUGAGUGUGGAAAAAGCUUCACUUGCAGCUCAGGCCUUGUAUAUCAUCAAAAAAUUCAUACAGGGGAGAAACCGUAUACCUGUUUUGAAUGUGGAAAGAGCUUCACUUGCAGCUCAGGCCUUGUAUAUCAUCAAAAAAUUCAUACAGGGGAGAAACCGUAUACCUGUUUUGAAUGUGGAAAGAGCUUCUCUCAUAGCCAAGGUCUUCUUGUUCAUCAAAAAAUCCACACAGGAGAGAAGCCGUAUAAAUGUUUGGAGUGCGGAAUGAGCUUCGGUUAUAACUCAGGCCUUACAUCGCAUCAAAGAAUUCACACUGGGGAGAAAUCUUAUAAAUGUUCGGAGUGCGGAAGGAGCUUUGCUCACAGUGCUAGCCUUACUUCACAUAAGAGAACCCACACAGGGGAGAAACCAUAUAAAUGCUUGGAGUGUGGAAAGACCUUCAGUCAGAGUUCACACCUUAGUUCACAUAAGAGAACUCACACUGGUGAGAAGCCGUAUAAAUGCUUUGAGUGUGGGAAGAGCUUCAGUCAGAGUUCACACCUUACUGUGCAUGAGCGAAUCCAUACAGGGGAAAAACCAUAUAUAUGUGUGACAUGUGGAAAGAGCUUUAGUGAUUGCACAUACCUUGUUAGCCAUCACAAAAUCCAUACAGGAGAGAAGCCAUAUAAGUGCUUUGAGUGUGGAAAGAGCUUCGCUCAAAGCUCAAGCCUUCAGAUACAUCAAAAAAUUCACAGAGGUGAAAAACCGUAUGCAUGUUUUGAGUGUGGUAAGAGCUUCACUCAAAGCUCAAGCCUAAAAUCACAUCAAAGAAUUCACGCAGGACAGGAAUCAUACCAAUGCCUAGAAUGUGGAAAGAGUUUCAAGCGCCACUCAAACCUUACAAGACAUCAGAAAGUCCACAGCAGGGAGAAACCACAUAGGUGCUCUGAGUGUGGAAAGAGCUUCAGUCGCAGCAGAUGCCUUAAAUCACAUCAAAAACUUCACACAGGGGAGAAACCGUAUACCUGUUUUGACUGUGGAAAGACCUUCCGUCACAGCUCAAGCGUUGCUUCGCAUCAAAAAACCCACACAGGGGAGAAGCCGUAUAAAUGUUUGGAGUGCGAAAUGAGCUUCACUCACAGCUCAAGUCUUAUAUCGCACCAAAGAAUUCACACAGGAGAGAAAUCUUAUAAAUGUACAGAGUGCGGAAGGAGCUUUGCUCACAGUGCUACCCUUACUUCACAUAAGAGAACCCACACAGGGGACAAACCAUAUAAAUGCUUGGAAUGUGGAAAGUGCUUCAGUCAGAGUUCACACCUUAGUUCACAUAAGAGAACUCACACUGGUGAGAAGCCGUAUAAAUGCUUUGAGUGUGGGAAGAGCUUCAGUCAGAGUUCACACCGUACUGUGCAUGAGCGAAUCCAUACAGGGGAAAAACCAUAUAUAUGUGUGACAUGUGGAAAGAGCUUUAGUGAUUGCACAUACCUUGUUAGCCAUCGCAAAAUCCAUACAGGAGAGAAGCCAUAUAAGUGCUUUGAGUGUGGAAAGAGCUUCAGCCAGGCUACAAGCCUUCAUAUACAUCAAAAAAUUCACAGAGGUGAAAAACUGUAUGCAUGUUUUGAGUGUGGAAAGAGCUUCACUCAAAGCUCAAGCCUUACAUAUCAUCAGAGAAUUCACACAGGGGAGAAACCAUAUUCCUGUUUUGAGUGUGGAAAGAACUUCAGUCACAGCUCAAGCCUUAGAUCUCAUCAAAGAGUUCAUACAGGGGAGAAACCAUAUAAAUGUUUGGAGUGUGGAAAGAGAUUUGCUCACAGUGCUAACCUUACUUCUCAUAAGAAAACUCACACGGGAGAAACCAUAUAAAUGUUUGGAGUGUGGAAAGAGAUUUGCACAGGGAUCUAAGCUUACUUCUCAUCAAAGAACUCACAUGGGAUAAACCAUAUAUAUACUUGGAAUGUGGGAAAAGAUUAGGUCAAAUUUAACGACUCAUUUUGCAUAAGUGAAUCAAGAGGGGGGAAGUAUUUAGAUUCUUGUAAUGAAGAAAGCAGUUUAAUUAGAGCACCGCUAAUUUGCAAGAUAUAGGUUUAUUGGAUUUGGAGGGACAUAAGAAUCGUUGGGCUUGGCACGCUUAUUGAAUUUAUGGAAAGGCAAAAAUACACAGAGAUUUCUCAAAUCAUAUUAUAAGGAGAUCACUUCUUAAAGUUUGGGAGAAAUACAAAGAUCAGUUGGAGCCUAAAAUCCCGUGGUGGGACUCUCCAGCAGAGGCCACAGUGGUGAAGAAAAAAAAAAUGUUGUGAAAUUGGCCUACUUAUAAAAUAAGUUUAAAAGAAGAUAACCAACUGAAAGUUAAAGGUUUUGAGGAAUUGAGAGAUAUUAUGACAGAUUGGUUCCAAUAUUAUCCAAUAUUCGAAAAAUUUAAAGUAGAAAAAAAGAGUUUGCCAAGGAAACCUCAAGAUUUGAAUCCAACGUAAUACACUCAAAAAGUAAAACUCUCUCUAAAGCUUAUCGCCGCCUCCUCCACUGGGAAGUCGAGGAGGAAGAAGUUCCUUCCAGACAGGAGUAGAUUCAAAAAUUGACUGAAUAUGCUGAAUUAGAUAGCUUAUCAGGAAAAAAUAAACCGAGAGUUGAAUUUGUAUCAAAAUGGGAGGCCUUUAGAAUAUAUAUUAA